GGUAGUGCAGUGACCCUCCCCCACCCAACUCCUGGCAGGGCUUCCAAUCCAGGGGCGGAGCCAACUACAAUCGUGACAGGUCCUCUUACCAAUCCAAUCAGCCCAAUGAAGGUCAGGCGGGCGGUCCCACAUCCAUGGAGAGAGCAGGGGGCGGUCCCACAUCCAUGGAGAGAGCAGGGGGCGGUCCCCACAUCCAUGGAGAGAGCAGGGGGCGGUCCCACAUCCAUGGAGAGAGCAGGGGGCGGUCACACAUCGAGCGGGGGGGGGGAGUGCAGGAGGCGGUCACACAUCUAUAGAGAGCAGGGGGGCGGGUCCCACAUCCAGAGAGAGAGAGCAGGGGGGCGGUCCCACAUCCAGAGAGGGAGAGAGCAGGGGGCGGUCCCACAUCUAUAGAGAGCAGGGGGCGGUCCCACAUCCAGAGAGGGAGAGAGCAGGGAGCGGUCCCACAUCUAUACAGCGGGGGGGGGGGGGGGAGAGAGAACGCACA
This is a messenger RNA of Staurois parvus, 487 nucleotides long. NCBI's taxonomy places the organism in Eukaryota, Metazoa, Chordata, Amphibia, Anura, Ranidae. The record is from the annotation of a GenBank genome assembly.